Messenger RNA from Xenia sp. Carnegie-2017, 1100 nucleotides. RefSeq names its product collagen triple helix repeat-containing protein 1-like. NCBI's taxonomy places the organism in Eukaryota, Metazoa, Cnidaria, Anthozoa, Malacalcyonacea, Xeniidae. Bases 118 to 891 code for a protein of 257 amino acids. The transcript is spliced from 3 exons. The record is from RefSeq and is a predicted model, not a curated record.
UGCCACUUGUUCAUUAUUCCGUUCAAAUCGAAGACAAACAGUGCUACGUACAAGUUCUUCAAACUUUUCUGUUGUCCACUUCUCCUUAAGGUUAAAACGACAUUUAAUUUCAACUAAAUGAUGAAAGUUGCUGCACCAGUUACGUUAUGUUGGGUCAUGGCCUUGUGCGUGUAUUUGGCUGAAUGUAAUGAGGAAAUUCAAGAUGAAACUAGAAUGCGAGAGCCCAGAGCUAUUUCAAAGAAGCUAAAUUCAUGCACAUCUUGUUGUGCUGCACCUGGAAUUCCUGGUGCACCUGGAAAUCCUGGUGUCCAUGGGGUCCCAGGCACCAGAGGCUCCGAUGGAAGAGAUGGGAGGCCAGGAAUCAGAGGACCAUCUGGGGCGAAGGGUGACAAAGGAAUCCAAGGUAGUCUGGGAAGGACUGGUGCAAAGGGUAAGAAAGGUGAUUCUGGUAAAGUAGGUGCUCCAGGAAAUAAUAUUGAAUCCAACUGGAAGCAAUGCACAUGGAAGAAGGAGGAUAAUCUAGAUAAUGGACUUAUAAAGAUAUGCAGUUUUAAGAAAAAACGUGACAAUACUUAUCUUCGUGUGUUCUACGCCGGCAACCUCCGUAUUUACAACUGCGACGGGUGUUGCAAGCGAUGGUAUUUUAAAUUCAAUGGAAAAGAAUGUAAUCCUACAAUUGAAGGUGUUUAUUACAUAUGGAAAGGUAGAGGUACACAGAAUAUCCAUCGUCAUCGUCAGAUAGAGGGAUAUUGUGGCUACAUCGAUAAGGGUACUAUUAAUGUUGGUUUCUAUGUCGGUAAUUGUCACGGAUAUUCCAAUGCAGAUGCCUACAGUGGAUGGAAUUCAGUCUCUCGAAUUGUGAUCCAAGAAGUUCAGCCCCCUCAGAGUUGAAUCAAUACAAAACUGACGACUGAACUUUUAUUGCUCAAAUUUUUGCAUUUUUAUGUUUUAUGGUAUUUAAAGCUUAACGUUCAGAAGCUGUUAUCUUAACUGUUUUAGCUAAUGUUACAAACCUUCAGUCCUUUCAUGCAUGCUCGAUUCCUUAUAUCUUGAAAAAGCAACAAAAAUGUUUUUCAGUGUAUCAAGAAUUUGUGCAAUUA